Messenger RNA from Dreissena polymorpha, 3121 nucleotides. RefSeq names its product cilia- and flagella-associated protein 58-like. The record is from RefSeq and is a predicted model, not a curated record. The coding region runs from base 127 to 2763 and encodes 878 amino acids. Gene Ontology annotation, cellular component: cytoskeleton. The transcript is spliced from 16 exons. Lineage: Eukaryota; Metazoa; Mollusca; Bivalvia; Myida; Dreissenidae.
CCGGAAGUGUUAAAGUGGUCGCCCUUGUCGUUGCCAACAGCAACUGACAAUAAAUGAAACCAGUUGUUGAUUUCUCAGUUUUAUUCAAUAAUUUAUAUAAAUCGACCGCUUUUUGAGGCCAUAAAAAUGACAACGAAAGAGGAAGGUGGAAAAGAAAAGGCUUCAAUUGAGGACACCGCUUUUGAAGCCUUGGAAAAAGAUUUUCAAGAUGUCUUGAGUGAACUUAUGGGAGAUAGGAGCUUGGAAAAGUUUCGCAAUGAGUAUGAAAAACUUCACAAGGCCUUGAAGAAAUCUCAUGAGAGUGAGAAGAGAUUGAUGCAGAAAUGUCGAGAGCUCAACGCAGAAAUUGUGGCCAACUCUGCCAAAGUGUCUACAGCCCUGAAACUGUCUCAGGAAGACCAGGCUACUAUUGCAUCUCUGAAAAAGGAAAUCGAGAAAGCCUGGAAGAUGGUGGAUGCUGCCCAUGAGAAGGAGACUCGGGCAAGGGAGACAAUCCAGUCUCUGAAGCUGGAGAUCGUAAACUUGAGCAAGCUGGUGGAGCAGGGAUCCGGCCUCUCUGUAGGACAGGAACACAGUGUGAAUGAGCUUCUGAAGAUCAAGGAAGACCUGACGAAGGAACGUGAUGAGAGCCUUCAAGAGAUUGUGAAACUACGAGAGAAGCUGGCCCAGUCUAACAGUACGUCGCAACACCUAGAGCAGCAGAAGAAUGAGGCAGAGGAAAAGAUCCAGGAGUUGACUCAAGACAUCCAAGUGCGUAACAAUGAGGCUCAGCGUGAGUCGAGGAAACGAGACAAAAUGGAGCGCGAGAUGAAGCAGACAAAGGCCGACCUUGACCAGAAGCAGGGGGAGAUUAAGACUCUGCAGACUCAGAUUGGACGACACAAGGAGGAUAUUGGCAAGCUGGAGCAGCAACUCAAGGAACAAAGGAUUCUCAACGAGCGUGCUAUCAAGGAUGCAGACGUGUUGAACACGAGGUUCCAAAAGCUGCAGAAUGACUUUGAGAACCAGCUCAUCUCCACGGAUACCCUGGCCCAGGACAACCAGGCCAGAGUGGCGGAGCUCAAGAUCAAAGAGGACGAGGUGAGUCAACUGAAGAACGAGACACAACGUCUGAACAAGACAAGGGAGACUAUCCAGCGCAAGCUGCGCUCCGUUGAGGACAACAAGGCUGAUCUGGAGUUCCAACGUGAGACUCUCAAGGGGCAGAUCCUUGGUCUGGAGAGAGAGCUUGAGGCCUCUAAGAAGCAGUCAGAGUCGGACAAGAAGCAGAUAGACGGAUUGGUGCGCGAGCGUGACCUGCUUCACAAGGAGAUGAUGAAGGCGGUGAGCGCGACCACAAAGCAGCUGAGCCUGGUGAAACUGCACGAGCAGAGCAAGAAGAGUCUGGACCAGGAGAUACAGGACUACCGGGAGGAGGCUCAGAAACAGAGGAAGAUCAUCUACCAGCUGGAGAAGGAGCGCGAUCGAUACAUCAACGAGGCCAGCGACCUCACGCAGAAGGUCCUUCAACACAUGGAAGACGUGAAAGUGCGCGAGAUGCAGAUCUUUGACUUCAAGAAGAAGAUUGCCGAGUCUGAGACAAAGUUGAAGCAGCAGCAAAACCUGUAUGAGGCUGUUCGCAGUGACAGAAACCUGUACAGCAAGAACCUGAUUGAGUCACAGGAUGAGAUCACGGAGAUGAAGAGGAAGCUGAAGAUCAUGAGUCACCAGAUUGACCAGCUGAAAGAGGAGAUCCAGGCAAAGGAGUCGCUGCUCGUAAAGGAACAUCUCGACCACCAGCUGGUGGAGAAACAGAAGGAGACCCUGAACGCUGAGCUCAAUAGGAUGAAACAGCUAGCUGCGGAGAACAAGGCUUACAUCGAGGCACAGGAGGCGGAAGAAAGGAAACUUCUGAAGAUCAUCUCAGACGCAGACGCUGAACGAGUGCGCCAGAAGAAAGAGCUGGAUCAGGUGAUCAGCGAGCGUGACAUUCUGGGUACGCAACUCGUGAGGCGUAAUGACGAGCUUGCAUUGCUAUACGAGAAGAUUAAGAUCCAGCAGUCAACGCUGAACAAGGGCGAGAUCCAGUACAAUCAGAGACUCGAGGAUAUCCGAGUGCUCAAGCUCGAGAUCAAGAAACUUAGACGGGAGAAGGGAAUACUGCAGAAGAGUGUGGCCAAUGUGGAGGACCUCAGACGUGAAGUGUACCACAUUCAGCGUGAGUUGCUACGUGAGAGGACGCGCUGCAAGGCUCUAGAGGAAGAGUUGGAAAACCCGAUGAACAUUCACCGCUGGAGGAAACUUGAGGGCAGCGACCCGAGCCAGUACGAGAACAUCCAGAAGAUCCACACACUGCAGAAGCGGCUCAUCUCCAAGACGGAGGAGGUAGUGGAGAAGGAGCUUCUAAUACAGGAGAAAGAAAAGCUGUACCUGGAGUUAAAGCACAUCCUGGCCCGGCAACCUGGCCCUGAGGUGGCCGAGCAACUCUCCAUCUACCAGCAGACGUUGAAGGAGAAGACUAAGCAGAUGAAGUCGAUGGCCUCUGAAUUGAAUAUGUACGAGUCCCAAGUGAAUGAAUACAAGUAUGAGAUCGAGAGAAUUGCUAGAGAGCUGCAGGAUGUCAAGAAAAAAUACUUUAUGCAGAAGAAGAAAGAGAACAACCAAAAAGAGAGGGAGCGGUCCCUUGCACAGGCUGGUGCUCCAUUGAUUCAACCACAGCGCACGGACGGACCACGGUUUACAGGCGGGGGUUUCAAUCUCACGUCCACCAAGACUGCAGCCUAGCCCGCUGGGAGCAGGUUGGGCAGAGGAAUUUAUAAAAUAAUUGUAAAAUCACUUUUUUUUAAACCCAUUCUAACAUUUUUGGUUGAUAAAUAUGAACUUUGUUUAGUAUUUAAACAUGCUUGAAUUGAGAAAUACAAGAAUACAUUUGUUCUUCAAUUAUUUUUGUGUGUGAACAAUUAUAUUUUUUAUUUUCAAAGGAAGAAAAAUCAAAUGCAUGUGUUUCAUUUGAACUGAAUUUUAUUUGUUGUACAUUUGUGAUUUUGAAUGAUGCAUUUCUUUUUAAAAUUGACAUCUACAAGUCUGUGAUGUGUUGUACUAAAUUUUAUACAUGUUAUCAAAAUAAAAAUCAGAAAACAUA